Molecule: messenger RNA, 291 nt
Organism: Ustilaginoidea virens
Lineage: Eukaryota; Fungi; Ascomycota; Sordariomycetes; Hypocreales; Clavicipitaceae
Exons: 2
Coding region: 1-291 (96 amino acids)
Source: RefSeq, a predicted model, not a curated record
AUGAGCAAUAAGGAGUACAAUAGGCAGACGCCAGUGAAAUAUGUAACCCGAGCGUCCUCCUCGCUUCCAAAUCAGCAACGACAAUACACCCUCUGCAUCAAAACGCCUCUCAAGCUGCCGGCAGAUGGUGUCUUGUGUGUGAACAUGCACUGCCCGCUUUUUGCGGCUGGGGGACUGGGAAGAUACACAAGAGCGCAGACGUCGUUCGGGGCAGAGGAAACAGUAUUUACUGAUUUCUUUUCAGUGCAAGAGAUUUCCGACCGUCGAAUGACGCGAAACUGGACGCUUUAG